AUGGCUGACUCAAAUACUAUGGUUGAUGUGAAGAGUGAUAGUGUUACGGUGAAAACUGGGGAUACUUGUCGAACUCGUAGUUCUGGAGUGAUGUUUACUCCCAAAGUUACACACGAUAUGGUUAGGUCUCUUUUUGACCCAACAAUAAGAAAGUCAUUUUUGGAGUACUGUGUCACUUUAACUGUCAUUGGGGAUAUUUUGGUUGGUUAUUGGAUUGGAAGUAAAUAUAGUGUACAGUUUGCUAAAUAUUUCUUUUUAGUACAAUAUACUAUAUGGCGUUUGGCUUAUAAUGUAGGUAUUGGGCAUAUAUUACAUCAGCAAUCAAAAUAUGAGAUAUUAUCAAAUUUUGCCAUUAAAAAUAAAUUGUUUGAUAAAAAGAAUAAUUCAAAUCUCUCUAGAUUUUGCAAAUUUGAGCUCCAAACUAAAUUGGGGGAGGAGUUCGAUAUUGAGUCCUACCCACCAGAGUAUUUAAUUUGGCUAAUGUUCCGUCAAUUUGUUGAUCUGAUUUUAAUGCAAGAUUUUACAAAUUAUAUCAUAUUCGUGUAUUUCUCUUUACCAGACUACCAAGGUGAUUAUGUCAAGUCACUAUUGAAUUUUAGAACAUUAAUUGGAAUCAUUAUGGUUAUGCUAAACGUCUGGAUUAAAUUGGAUGCCCAUCGUGUCGUCACUGAUUAUGCUUGGUACUGGGGUGAUUUUUUUUCUUUACAAGACUCUGAAUUGACAUUUGAUGGUGUAUUUAAUAUAGUACCACAUCCAAUGUACUCAUUAGGAUACCUGGGAUACUACGGGUUUUCUCUUUUGUGUGGAGACUACAAAGUUCUUCUAGUAUCCAUAUGGGGCCACAUUUUACAGUUUCUAUUCUUAAAAUACGUUGAAAACCCACAUAUUGAAAAGAUAUAUGGUUCUUCAAAAUUAACUAAUAAUAAUGAUAACAUCGAUGAUAUUAUUAUAAAAGAAAAUAAUGAUUACACCAAACCUUUGAUCUCGAAUGGUCUUUAUUUUGAAAAUUUCCAACUAUUAAGAUUUACUGACGUUUUCACUCUAGCGUCAGUAAUAUACUUGUGCGCAUGGGUUGUUAAAAGCAAACCUGGAAGUUACUAUUUAUUUAUCGUCACUGCAGCUUCAAAACUGUUAUCCUGGAGUGUCUAUUCAGCUUUACUAUACAAGCAAUCGCAAUAUAGGUCAUAUACAAAAGCAUUUUUAAAGAAUGGAUUUACUCAGAUAUAUUCUUAUAAAAAUUGGCAGUUUAUUUACAAUUACCUACUUUCUAUUACAACUACAUUGUUGAUCUUACAAACAUUGUAUAAGUUGUAUGAAAACUACCAUGCGAUAAACACAGUAAAUAUAAUAUUCGGUAUUAUUGUUUGUGUCAUUCAAAUUUGGUGUAAUUAUGAAAUAAGACAAGCAAUUUCAGACUUUGGUUACUUUUAUGGUGAUUUUUUUUUAACAAAUUACAUUAUUGAGAGAAAAUUAACCUCCCAAGGUAUUUUCAGAUACUUAAAUAAUCCAGACGCAUUUUUAAGCAAUUGUGGUGUAUUAGGAAGCGCCCUAAUGACAAAUUUCAAUCAUGAAAAUAUUACUCUGGUAGGAAUUUGGAUUACAACCAAUCUACUAUUCAAUAAAUUUAUAGAGCAACCUCAUGUCGAUAAAGUGUAUGGUAAAAACAAGAGAAAGGCUGGGGUGGAAAAAUCUUUAUUAAAAAUAAAGCCAAUAAAAUCAUUACUUAAUGUUUUAGAUAGCUUAGAAGCAGCAUUGCUAAAUAAAAUUAUACAUGAAAAACAGUUGAAAGAUUCCCAUGACGCAGAGAAUUUGAUGGACUGGGGCAUUGCCAUGCAAGAUACAAUUAGGGAUGUUAAAACAAACUUAGCUCCUAACUGUUUACUUAAGGUAGAAAGUAAUGGAUCAGAUAAAUGUAUUCUACCUAAUAGAAUCCUAGUCAGUUGGCAAUUACCCUCGGAAGUUUAUGAUACUAAGGAUUGGAUAGGAUUAUACAACGUUUUAAGCACAAGAUCUGAUUACAAAAAGACAAAAAUUUCUUCAUUUGGUCAUUGGAGUGCCACUUGUAAAAAUAGUUAUAAAGCUGAUCCAAGAAAUAGUAAUUCAGUAAACGAAUUUAGAGACAAAGGUAGUAUUAUUCAAGGUACUGUUAUAUUUGAUAAUAAUCUUCUAGUUUAUGAGCCUGGUAUUUACGAAUUCAGGUACCAUUCGAAGAACAGUCAUAAUGUUUUUUUAAUUUCGCAGCCUAUUCAAAUUGAAUACCCUAAAUUUGAAACCGAUAAUCCAGAGAGGCUAUUUGAGGAUUUUAAAAGAACUUUAAUCAACAUUGGAUCUUUACUUGACAAUAAGUUUGAUGGAAACGGUAAUAAAUAUUUUAAUAUCAAAGCGUUCGUGAAAUUUAUUCACUAUUCAACUGGAAUAGAAUUAUCAACAGAUUAUAUCAAAAAUGUUAAUGGCGAUAUUGAAACAAUUUGCAAUAGAAUAUGUGAAAUAAAAAAGAUACUGAACGAUUUUUCUUAA
This is a messenger RNA of Tetrapisispora phaffii CBS 4417, 2517 nucleotides long. RefSeq names its product PEMT/PEM2 family methyltransferase. Gene Ontology annotation, biological process: phosphatidylcholine biosynthetic process. Gene Ontology annotation, molecular function: phosphatidylethanolamine N-methyltransferase activity. Lineage: Eukaryota; Fungi; Ascomycota; Saccharomycetes; Saccharomycetales; Saccharomycetaceae. The transcript has a single exon. The coding region runs from base 1 to 2517 and encodes 838 amino acids. The record is from RefSeq and is a predicted model, not a curated record.